Molecule: messenger RNA, 234 nt
Organism: Protopolystoma xenopodis
Lineage: Eukaryota; Metazoa; Platyhelminthes; Monogenea; Polystomatidea; Polystomatidae
Source: the annotation of a GenBank genome assembly
AUGUUUUCUGACUUACCUAUUGCUUCCAUCAAUGGGACAAGGAGGCAGAAGCAGUACUCCAAGCAAAAGUCAGAGUUCCAGUCGAAAUUCCAGUCGGAAUCAACAUCAGGAAUUCAUGAACGCACUCUUAGCAGGCUUGAUCAUUUCGCGAUUGAGGGACAGAUGCAAUUUUCACGUCCAUGUUCCACGGCCGCCCAGAGAUUUCCUCUUCAAGACUUGGUCAAGUUCCCUUAA